CCAUUUUGGAUUUAGGAAAAUCAAUUAUUAUCCAUCCAAAUGCACUCCAAAACUCUCAAACCAUCAAACAUUCUUUAACUUUGUUACACAAACAUGACCACUUUCACAAAUCCUACAACUUUGUUCCAUCCAAAAAUCACCAUAACCAAAACUCAUCACACACAAUGCAAGACAUUACCAAAAAUCCAAGCAAACUUAUCAACUGAUGAAGAGAAUUUUUCGUGUAGACGAAAACUUAUCGCGAUAUUUCUAGCUACUCCAUUGGCACUAGGCCUACAAUCUACCCCGUUAGCAUUGGCUGAAAAUUGGGGCGUUCGUUCAUUCUUAAGGGAACAUUUCUUUGAGCCUGGAUUGUCCCCUGAAGAUGCAGUAGCACGAAUUCGCCAAACAGCAGACGGUUUACAUAGUAUUAAGGAAAUGUUGGAGACCAAUUCAUGGAGGUAUGUCUUGUUUUAUAUUCGUCUUAAAUCGGCUUAUCUUAAACAGGACAUGAAGAAUGCCUUGUCCAGGGUGCCUGAAGGUCGAAAAGAGUCUUAUAUUAAAACUGCCAAUGAGCUUACUGAUAACAUGGCUGAGUUUGAUUACUACAUUCGAACACCAAAGGUAUAUGAAUCUCGUGUAUUCUACGAGAAGACAUUGAAAUCAAUUGAUGAAUUGGUCGCAUUACUUGCAUAAUGUCAAGAGUUUUCACAUCAUCAGAGUCAGAGUACCCAUUGCAACAGCACUUGCUAAGGUUCCAACAAGUGCGGCGAUGCGUAAAACGAGAUCAAAUACAGAGAUUCCUCUGUUUACUCCAUGAACUCUUUUGGCCUUUGAUGCUUCUCCAGCUUCAAUUGACACU
Molecule: messenger RNA, 841 nt
Organism: Solanum dulcamara
Lineage: Eukaryota; Viridiplantae; Streptophyta; Magnoliopsida; Solanales; Solanaceae
Product: photosynthetic NDH subunit of lumenal location 2, chloroplastic
Exons: 3
Coding region: 94-675 (193 amino acids)
Biological process (GO): photosynthesis; photosynthetic electron transport chain
Cellular component (GO): photosystem II; photosystem II oxygen evolving complex; chloroplast
Molecular function (GO): calcium ion binding
Source: RefSeq, a predicted model, not a curated record